AUGGCGCUCGCAGGAGUAGAAGAUAUUCCCAAGGAUUUGAGCCGUGAUUGGACUCAUGCUCCCCCCAAGGGCAAUCUGUACUAUGGACAUAAUCAUCACAUGUAUGGUGGCCCGAAGGCGCACGUUCUCCAUUUCCCCGUCGCGAAGCAAAAACUGCUCAAUAUCGUUGCGUUUGUCAAUGAUCCUACAGACUGGCCGCUCGGACAGCCAAUGUCGGAGCCUGCGACAAAGGACGAAGUUGCGGUCGUGUUUUCAGACUGGGGCCCUACAGUGAGGUCGAUCAUCGACCUUUUGACGUCGGAAUUGGACAUAUGA
Aspergillus costaricaensis CBS 115574 is the source of this 315-nucleotide messenger RNA. RefSeq lists its product as uncharacterized. The coding region runs from base 1 to 315 and encodes 104 amino acids. The transcript has 2 exons. The record is from RefSeq and is a predicted model, not a curated record. Gene Ontology annotation, biological process: secondary metabolite biosynthetic process. NCBI's taxonomy places the organism in Eukaryota, Fungi, Ascomycota, Eurotiomycetes, Eurotiales, Aspergillaceae.